GAUUCCGGAUUUUGAAGAACGCUUCUCCGACUGGGGCGGCUGUGAACCCCUAGGCUGCCCGGCCUCGGACUGGGACAUAAAUAUAUAGUCCGAGAAGCUGACCAAGAUGACCUCCCUUCUGGAACGGCUGCACGCCAAAUUUAACCAAAACAGACCUUGGAGCGAAACCAUUAAGCUGGUUCGACAAGUGAUGGAGAAGCGAAUGGUGAUAUCGUCCGGAGGGCACCAGCAUUUGGUCGGCUGUUUGGAAACUUUGCAGAAGGCGCUCAAAGUGACGUCUUUGCCAGCCAUGACUGACCGACUGGAAUCCAUAGCGAGGCAAAAUGGUCUGGGCUCUCACCUGAGUGCCAGCGGCACGGAGUGCUAUAUCACGUCAGACAUGUUCUACGUGGAGGUUCAGUUGGAUACCUCCGGGCAGCUGUGUGACGUCAAAGUGGCUCACCAUGGAGAGAAUCCCGUGAGCUGUCCGGAGCUGGUGCAGCAGCUGAGGGAGAAAAACUUUGAUGAAUUCUCAAAGCACCUUAAGGGGCUCGUGAACCUGUAUAACCUGCCGGGGGACAACAAACUGAAGACCAAAAUGUACCUGGCGCUUCAGUCUUUGGAGCAGGAUCUGUCGAAGAUGGCCCUGAUGUAUUGGAAGGCGACCAACGCCAGCCCUCUGGAUAAGGUCCUCCACGGCAGUGUUGGCUACCUCACCCCGAGGAGCGGGGGGCACCUGAUGAACCUGAAGUAUUACGCGUCCCCCUACGACCUCUUGGAGGGGAAGACGGCGGCUCCCAUCGUUUUGCACGAGAGCAACGUGCCUCGGAGUCUGGGUCUGAACGCCUCGGUGACCAUCGAGGGGACGUCCACGAUGUACAAACUCCCCAUCGCCCCUUUGAUCAUGGGGUCACAUCCGGUGGACAACAAGUGGACCCCUUCCUUCUCCUCCGUCACCAGCGCCAACAGUGUCGACCUGCCUGCCUGUUUCUUCCUGAAAUUCCCCCGGCCGAUCCCGGUGUCCCGGGCGUUCGUUCAGAAACUCCAGAGCUGCACGGGAAUCCAACUCUUCGAUGCCCAGCCCGCUUACGUGCCUCUCUAUGAACUGAUCACCCAGUUUGAGCUGUCCAAGGACCCGGACCCCGGACCCCUGAACCAUAAUAUGCGCUUCUACGCGGCUCUUCCCGGCCAGCAGCACUGCUAUUUCCUCAACAAAGACGCCCCUCUCCCGGACGGACGGAGCCUGCAGGGCGUCCUCGUCGGGAAGAUCGCCUUUCAGCACCCCGGCCGGGUCCCCGCGGUCCUCGGCCUCAUCCGGCACCAGGUGGCCUAUAACACCCUCAUCGGGAGCUGCGUCAAGAGGACGAUCCUGAAAGAAGAUUCUCCCGGGAUCCUCCAGUUUGAGGUGUGUCCCCUGUCUGACUCCUGUUUUAGCGUGUCCUUCCAGCACCCUGUGAAUGACUCCCUGGUUUGUGUGGUGAUGGAUGUGCAGGACGCCACGCACGUCAGCUGCAAACUCUACAAGGGCCUGUCGGACGCCCUCAUCUGCACCGACGACUUCAUCGCCAAAGUCGUCCAAAGGUGCAUGUCCAUCCCGGUGACGAUGCGGGCCAUCCGCCGGAAAGCGGAAACGAUUCAGGCGGACACGCCGGCGCUGUCCCUGAUCGCGGAGACGGUGGAAGACCUGGUGAAGAAGAACCUGCCCCCGGCUAGCAGCCCAGGGUACGGCCUGAGCGCAGGCAGCAACCCGCUGAGCGGGGCCACCCCGCCGCCGCCCAGCCCCUUUCCGGGGGGGCCCAUUACCACCCUGUUUAACCUGAGCAUGAACCUGAAAGAACGGCACGAGGCGGUGGGCCACGGGGAGGACUUCAGCAAGGUGUCCCAGAACCCCAUUCUCACCAGUCUGUUGCAAAUCACAGGGAACGUGGGCGCGCCGCCCCUCGGCUCCAGCCCGACCCCUCCUCACCAUACGCCGCCGCCCGUCUCCUCGCCCGCCAGCAACACCAAGAACCACCCGAUGCUCAUGAACCUUCUUAAGGAGAACCCGGCCCAGGAUUUCUCCACGCUCUACGGGGGCGGCCCCCUGGAGAGGCCCAACUCCGCCUCCUCGGCCGGCUCGCCCCGGACCGAGGUGGGCCCGGCGGGGGCCAAGCCCAAGAAGAAGAAGGCGGCCAGGGCCGCGGCGGCGGCUGCAGCGGCGGCGGCGGCGGCGGCCGCGGCCGCCCCGGCCCCCGCCCCCGAGAAGCCCCGGCACCAGACGGAGGACGACUUCCAGCGGGAGCUGUUCUCCAUGGACGUGGACUCCCAGAACCCCAUCUUCGACGUGAACAUGGCGGGCGACCCGCUGGACACGCCGCACAUCACGCCGGCCCCCAGCCAGUGCGGCACCCCCCCGGCCGGCUACCCGCCGCCCCUGCCCCCGCCGCCGCCCGGCGCCCAGCGGAUGGUCCGCCUGUCCAGCUCGGACAGCAUGGGGGCCGACGUGACGGACAUCCUGCAGGACAUCGCCGAGGAGGCCGCCAAGCUGCCCGGCGCCGGGGACGACUGCCCGGCGCUGGGGACCCCGGCCCGCGACUCGGCCAGCUCGGGCCACUCCCAGGGCGCCCUGUUCGACCCGGACGUCUUCCAGGCCGGGGCCGGCGAGAACCCCUACACGGACCCGGCCGACCUGAUCGCGGACGCGGCCGGCAGCCCCGGCGGCGACUCCCCCGGCAACCCCUUCUUCCCCGACGGCGUGGACUUCAACCCCGACCUCCUCAACAGCCAGAGCCAGACGGGCUUCGGGGAGGACUACUUCGACGAGAGCAGCCAGAGCGGGGACAACGACGACUUCAAGGGCUUCGCCCCGCAGGCGCUCGGCGGGCUGGGCGUGCCGGGCCUGGCCGGCGACGGCGGCGGCGACGGCGGCAAGUUCCGGGGCGCCGGCCCGGCCGAGGCGGCGGACUUCGGCCUCCUGGCCGCGGCCGGCAAGGCCCCGGGCCCGGCGGAGCUGCCGGACCACCGGGGCGGGAGCCAGAGCCCGCUGCCGGGCGGCGGGGACCCGGCCCGGGAGCGGGCCCCCAAACGGGCCAAGGACGGCAACGGGGGCGGGGCCGGGGCCGCCCCGGACCCCAGGCCCGGGAAGCGCAGCCGCACCCCGUCCAGCGACGGCAAAGGCAAGGACAAGCCCCCCAAGCGCAAGAAGGCCGACCCCGAGGGCAGGUCGCCGUCGCACGGCUCGGCCGCCCGGCCCUUCACCCCGCCGGCCAGCACGGGCGGCUCCAAGUCCCCCGGCAGCUCGGCCCGGUCCCAGACCCCGCCGGGCGUCGCCACCCCGCCCAUCCCCAAGAUCACCAUCCAGAUCCCCAAGGGCACCGUCAUGGUGGGCAAGCCUUCCUCGCACGGCCAGUACUCCGCCGGCGGCGGCGGCGGCGGCGGCGGCGGCGGACCCGCCUCCUCCUCCUCGGCCGGCAAGGCCCACCACGGCCACUCCUCGGCCGCCUCCUCCUCCUCCUCGGCCUCCUCGGCGGCGGCCGGCGGCUCGGCUUCCUCCUCCUCCUCCUCCUCCGCCUCCGCCUCGGCCAAGGCGAAGGGCGGCAAGGCGGACGGCGCGGCGGGCUCCAAGCUGGGCGGCGGGCUGUACCCCGGCCCGGCGGGCCCCGGCCCCGGCCAGCAGCCCAAGGGCUCGGCCCAGCCCCUGGGGAAGCCCGGCCCCUCGCCUGUCGCCAAGGCCGGAGGGCCGGGCGGCGGCUCCGGGGGCCCCAAGGCCAAGCCCCAGGGGAAGCCCUCGUCGCUGCUGAACCCCGCCCUGAGCAAGCCCAACAUCUCGCCCUCACACUCGCGGCCCGCCGGGGCCUCCGACAAGCUGGCCUCCCCGCUGAAGCCCGUGCCGGGCACGCCCCCGUCGGCCAAGGCCAAGUCCCCCAUCGGCUCGGGGGCCGGCGGCGGCCACGCGGCCGGCCCCGGCCCGUGCCCCGGGGCCAAGUCGUCCUCGGGGCCGGGGGCGGCCGGCCCCCCGGCCCCCAAGCCGCCCCCCGCCCCGGGCCCCUGCCCGGCCUCCUCGGCCGCCUUCGCCCCCGGCGGGGGCCCCGGCCCCGCGGCCCCCGCCCCCCACGGCGGCUCCAAGGGCAAGUCCCCCAGCCGGAACAAGAAGCCGUCCCUCACGGCCGUCAUCGACAAGCUGAAGCACGGGGUGGUGGCCGGCGGGCCCGGCGGGGAGGACCCGGCCGACGGGCCGGCGGGGCCCGGCGCCCCCGGCCACCCCUCCGCCGCCGGCGCCGCCGCCAAGCACGGCCCGCCCGGGCCCGACUUCCCGGGGAAGCGGGAGAAGGGCGACGGCAAGGACAAGUCCAAGGGCUCCGGGGGCGCGGGCGACCCCGCCAAGAAGGGCCCGGACCCCAAGGGCGUGGGCGGCGGCACCGGGGUGGCCAAGAUCAUCAUCAGCAAGCACGACGGCAGCUCGCCCAGCAUCAAGGCCAAGGUGACCCUGCAGAAGCCCGGCGACGGGGGCGGGGACGGCCUGAGGCCCCAGGCGGCGGCGGCGGCGGCGGUGGCGGCGGCGGCCCCCAAGGGCUACGGCUCGCCGCUCCUCAGCGGCUCCACGCCCAAGCACGAGCGCAGCUCCCCCAGCCACGGCAAGUCGCCCGCCUACACCCCCCAGGCCCUGGACAGCGAGAGCGAGUCGGGCUCGUCCGUGGCCGAGAAGUCCUACCAGAACAGCCCCAGCUCGGACGACGGCAUCCGGCCCCUGCCCGAGUACGGCUCCGAGAAGCACAGGAAGCACAAGAAGGACAAGAAGAAGGUCAAGGACAAGGACCGGGACCGCGACCGCGACAAGAAGAGGUCGCACGGCCUCAAGCCCGACGGCUGGUCCAAGUCGCCCGCCGACCAGGCCCUGGGCCCCGCGGCCGGGGCCGUCCUGGCGGCCGAGCGGCCCUCGCGGCUCAGCCCCGACUUCGUCAUCGGCGAGGAGGACGACGACCUCAUGGACGUGGCUCUGAUCGGCAACUAGAGGCCUCCCCUCGCC
Tachyglossus aculeatus (Australian echidna) is the source of this 4984-nucleotide messenger RNA. It is a transcript of the gene MED1, whose product is annotated as mediator complex subunit 1. Gene Ontology annotation, biological process: cellular response to thyroid hormone stimulus; regulation of transcription by RNA polymerase II. The record is from RefSeq and is a predicted model, not a curated record. Lineage: Eukaryota; Metazoa; Chordata; Mammalia; Monotremata; Tachyglossidae. The transcript has 17 exons. The coding region runs from base 107 to 4969 and encodes 1620 amino acids. Gene Ontology annotation, cellular component: mediator complex. Gene Ontology annotation, molecular function: nuclear thyroid hormone receptor binding; nuclear vitamin D receptor binding; nuclear retinoic acid receptor binding.